This is a messenger RNA of Paramecium sonneborni, 1176 nucleotides long. NCBI's taxonomy places the organism in Eukaryota, Ciliophora, Oligohymenophorea, Peniculida, Parameciidae. The record is from the annotation of a GenBank genome assembly.
AUGAUUACAUUUUAGGUAAGAGAAUAAGAAGAAGAAAGAAAUACAUUUAAAUAAUAUUUAACAGUUGGAACAAAAGAAUAAGAAUCCAAAAAUGUAAAUGUUAGAGAGAGAGGAAAUAAUGAUCAUAAACAUUAAUCAAUAGUUUAUAACAAAUAUUAUUUAAUUAUGAUUCAAAAACCUUAAGAGGAUGGUCCGCUUCAGCCAUUUGAUUUAUCAUUUCGUGGAGAUGAUUAAAGGUUUAUGGAAUUAGAAAGAGCAUAGAACAUUCAAGAUUUCGUGAAGUCUAUAGGGAAACGGAAUUUCGAAUACGAAUUUCAAUAUUUAAGACAAAGCACUGAAACAAAAGAACAUGAUAAAUAACUAAUCAAGACAGUUUAAGUAUAGAGAUUGAAUCGAUAUACAAAUAUAUUGCCAUGUAUGUUUAAGUAGAUAUUUAAUUUAUAGUUUCACAUUCGAUUGUAAAACCAGAAGUUCAAUCAACUAAUAAAUUUAGUACUCCGCGAGAUAAAUUCUACAUUAAUGCAAAUUACAUCAAAGGAGUUAAUAAUGCUGAAAAAUAAUACAUAGCUACUUAAGGACCAAUUCCAGAGUCUGUUGAUGAUUUUUGGCAUAUGAUUUGGACUAAUAAUGUUGGAAUCGUGAUCAUGUUAUGUGCUUUAUGUGAUAGAGGAAGAGUAUUCCUUUUGCUUUACUUAGAUCCAAUGCGAGAGGUAUUGGCCUAAUGUGGGAUAGAAGGCACAAUUUGGUCCAUAUGAGGUGAAUUCAAUUUCAUAAGAAGAAACUCCAAAGACUCUUUUUAGAAAUAGAAUAAUUCUUAAAUGUUAAGAUGAAUAAAGAGAAAUUAUUCAUUAUUAAUGGACUGGUUGGAUUGAUUUUGGAGUUGUUGACAACAAUUAAUUUAAAAUUUUAGACAUGUUAGCUGAAAUUACUAAUGUGGCUGGAUUAUAAAAUAAAAGGCCAGUCAUUCAUUGCAGUGCAGGAGUUGGAAGAACUGGAACAUUCUUAGCCAUUUGUCAUUUAAAAUAGUUAUUAAUUAAUAAGGAAGCGAAAAUAUCUGUAUUUAGUAUUGUAAGAAGAUUAAGAGAGUAAAGAGCUUUAAUGAUUUAAACACCUGAGUAAUAUUAAAUGGUGUAUAGAUAUACAAUGUGGGUCAUAGAAAAUUUGAAAUAUAUUUGA